Molecule: messenger RNA, 1101 nt
Organism: Hydra vulgaris (swiftwater hydra)
Lineage: Eukaryota; Metazoa; Cnidaria; Hydrozoa; Anthoathecata; Hydridae
Source: RefSeq, a predicted model, not a curated record
ACCUUAUCAAUUUUAUAAGUUGUAAUGGGUUAUUAUAAAAUAUCGUUGGUUAACUUGAUGCGCCUAAAUUUUUGGAUGGUUGUUAAGUUAUGCGAAGAAGUAUUUCUCAAGCAAGCAAACUCAUCAUAAAGAAAAAAAGUUCGAAAAUAUUUGCAGACAUAGCAUAAUUAUAAUUUAUAAAAAAUGGAAACUGGUAGGAUGAAUUGCUUGGCUGUGGAUGACGGCGAUGCUAGUGAGCUUGCGUUUGAUUGGUACGUACAGAACUAUCAUCGCAAAAAUGAUACUUUAAUAAUACUUCAUAUACACGAGGUUCCUCAAUUACCCUUAAUGGGAAUAUUGUCUGGAAUCUAUCCAGCUAAUAAAGAGCAUCAUAUUCAAAUCGAUAAAAGUGUUAAAGCUGCCCAAGCAGUUGUUGAAAAGUUCAAAAAACUUUGUAAAGAAAAAGAGAUAGAGUUUAAUGAGAUUAUUCUCGAUGAUAACUUUAAAUCUCCGGGAAACAUGAUUUGCGAGUUAGCUAAUAAAAAGUUGGCAGCUGUAAUUGUUUUAGGACAAAGAGGUUUAGGAGCGAUGUCAAGAAUAGUUUUGGGCAGCACUAGUGAUUACGUGAUACAUCAUUCUAAAGUUCCUGUUAUUGUUGUUCCGCCGAACACUGCUUCUAAGUAAGCACUUUAACACUUGCAACGCAAAAGGAGCUAUACGGCUGAUACCGGAGAAUUAAGGGUUCGAACCUUUUCUUUAAAUAAAAUUUUUUGAACUUUUGAACUAUCUUGAAAGUUGUCUAGAAAGAAAUCUUUUAUUGAAAGUAUAUCUAAGUAUAUUCUUUAUCAAUCUUUUAAUAAUUAUAAAUGCAUUACUAAUACAUUAAUUUAAAGUAUUCGCUAAACAGUACUUUUUUAUUUGUAAAUCUUUAUUUUUAUUACUUUUUUUAUAUUAUUAUGUUUGUUUGCUUGUUUGUUAGUGGCGUACACUAUUUUUACAAACAGUUAUCUAAAAUCAGUUAUGUAUAUCUCAAAUACUUUUUUUUUAAUGUAAACUUCUUUUAUAUUAUUUCCUUUUAACAUUUUUGAAAGAACUUUAAAUAAAUAUAAUGGACCAAUAAAC